AUGAAACCACGUAAACCACCAGCCAAACCUGACUGGCGUUUUGUCCAAGAUCUCCAAGCUGUCAAUAAAGCAGUUAUUUCACGGGCCCCUAUGAUGCCCAACCCCCACACCAUCGUGUCGCAGAUUCCUCCUACUGCUACACAUUUCUCCGUGGUAGAUCUGGCAAAUGCUUUUACGUCUGUUCCUGUUCAUCCAGACAGCCAAUUCUGGUUCGCUUUUGAGUUCAAUGGGAAACCAUACACUUGGACCCGGCUUCCCCAGGGGUACUGUGAGUCCCCCACAAUCUACAAUGAGGUACUAAGAGAUUCUCUUUCUUCUUUGCAGCUUCCACAGGGCGUAGUUUUAUUAACUUACGUUGAUGACCUUCUGCUCUGCUGUCCUUCUGCCUCCUUGUGUGAGGAGGCCACACUGGCCCUCCUCCUCCAUCUUCAUUCUGAGGGUCAUAAAGCCAGUCUGCGUAAACUACAGUUCUGCCAACCUCAAGUCAUCUUUCUAGGGCAUCACAUUUCUGCCACCACCAAGGCCCUGACCCCUAAACGGAUUGAGGCCAUUCAGAAAGCACCAAAACCUGUUACCAAGAAACAGCUGAUGUCAUUUCUAGGUAUGGUAGGGUUUUGUCGGGCCUUUAUUCCACAUUUUUCUGAACUUGAGGCCCCCCUGACUUCCUGUAUACAUGGUAAGAAUCUAUCUGCUUAUGACCAUUUCUUCUGGACCCCGGAGGCUGAGCAGGCUUUCCUGUCUGUGAAACAAGCGCUGUGUUCUGCUCCAGCCCUGGCUCUGCCAGACCCAGCCAAACCUUUCUUUCAGUUUGUUGAUGAAAAACAUGGUUUCAUGUCUUCUGUUCUCCUUCAACAGCACGGCUCUCACAAGCGCCCGGUGGCCUAUUACUCUUCCAAGCUCGACUCUGUUGCUGCGGGUCUUCCUGGCUGUCUGAGAGCUGUGGCUGCAUGUGAGAAGGCUGUACUUGCAUCACGUGACAUUGUGGGAUACAGUGAGCUAACUGUUUUUGUUCCUCAUUCUGUAUCCAUCAUUUUGCUCGAACAAAAGACUUCUCAUCUGUCUGCAGCUAGAUGGCUGAGAUACACCACAGUUCUUCUCGAUAUGCCUAACAUCACUAUGAAACGGUGUACAUCACUUAACCCUGCCACUCUUCUUCCUACCGCAGAAGAUGGUGUUCAUCACUGUUGUGAGACUGUUCUGUCUGAAAUCUGCACUCCGAGACCAGAUUUAUCUGAUGAGCCUCUUCUUAACUCUGAUCUCAUUCUUUUUUGUGAUGACUCCUCCUUCAGAGACCAUUCUGGUAAGAACAGCGUGGGUUUUGCUGUCUGUGAUGAGCAUCAGGUUCUCCUCUCUGGCUCCCUCCCUUCACAAUUCUCUGCUCAGACAGCUGAACUUGUUGCUCUCACUGAGGCCUGUAAAUUCGCACAAGGUAAGUCCCUGACUGUGUAUACCGAUUCGCGUUACGCCUUUGGUGUAGUUCAUGACUUUGGUGCGUUGUGGCGUCACCGUAAUUUUAUGAAAUCUGAUGGUAAGCCUAUUUUGAACUCCACACAGGUUGCGGCUCUCCUUGACGCUAUUCUUCUUCCUUCAGAUGUCGCUGUAGUGAAAUGUCAAGCUCACACUAAAGACACUUCCUCUGUUGCCCGUGGCAACGCCUUGGCCGACCAGGCUGCUAAGCAGGCAGCUCUGUCAGCCUCUCCGCACAUUCUCACCUCUUCUCCUCUCACAGAAGAGGAUCACUCUCCUCCCUGUUCUCUACAGGACAUCCAGUCUUUUUCUACUCCAGAGGAACGCUCUGUCUGGAAGGCUAACUCCUGCACCCCUGAUUCUGCAGGCUAUAACACCGCCCGCCCUCUUGCCUGCCCUCCAGCUGGUCAUACACCACCUAAUCAGCCUUUUGAUCAUUUGAUGAUGGAUUUCAUUGAGUUAACACCUGCAGAAGUUCUCUCACAGGUGCAGAGUGUGGUGAAAGAGGCCCUGCCACGCCCAGCAUCAGAUCUGCUUCACUCCUUGGUUCCGGGAGAUUGGAUCUUGGUUCGAGAGACGAGGAGAAAGCACUGGCGGUCUAAAAGGUGGCUGGGUCCCUUCCAGGUCCUGUUGGUCACUCAUACAGCCGUGAAGGUCGCUGAAAGGUCCACGUGGAUUCACGCGUCCCACUGUAGAAGGUUUCAAAGUACCCCAACUCCAGCUGACCUCUCAACCACAGGGCAGAAUAAUCCCUGA
Melanotaenia boesemani (Boeseman's rainbowfish) is the source of this 2223-nucleotide messenger RNA. RefSeq lists its product as uncharacterized. Gene Ontology annotation, molecular function: RNA-DNA hybrid ribonuclease activity; nucleic acid binding. The record is from RefSeq and is a predicted model, not a curated record. Bases 1 to 2223 code for a protein of 740 amino acids. The transcript is spliced from 3 exons. NCBI's taxonomy places the organism in Eukaryota, Metazoa, Chordata, Actinopteri, Atheriniformes, Melanotaeniidae.